Molecule: messenger RNA, 1643 nt
Organism: Aspergillus novofumigatus IBT 16806
Lineage: Eukaryota; Fungi; Ascomycota; Eurotiomycetes; Eurotiales; Aspergillaceae
Product: cyclin-dependent serine/threonine-protein kinase phoA
Exons: 3
Coding region: 16-1182 (388 amino acids)
Biological process (GO): protein phosphorylation
Cellular component (GO): nucleus; cytoplasm
Molecular function (GO): cyclin-dependent protein serine/threonine kinase activity; ATP binding
Source: RefSeq, a predicted model, not a curated record
AAAUCACCUCCGAGCAUGGACUAUCGGACCCCAUCCAGAACCGCAAGGGAUUCUCGUUCAGAGUACAACAACCCUACUUCUUUUUCUGAAAUCAUAUCUACCCUUGUGUCUCCCAAAUCCUUUCUUUUCAGUAACCAACGCCCAAAAGCCUCGACCCAACAGACUUCCGUCGCAACCAGAGGUACAAUCUCUUCUCAGACGAUGGAUAAGGCGCAGCAACCCAGCUCUUUCCAGCAGCUGGAAAAGCUGGGUGAGGGUACAUAUGCUACCGUUUUUAAAGGACGAAACCGCCAGACCGGCGAGCUGGUGGCGUUGAAAGAGAUUCACCUUGAUUCGGAGGAAGGAACACCAUCGACAGCCAUUCGAGAGAUCUCGUUGAUGAAGGAAUUGAAGCAUGAGAGUAUUGUCUCACUUUAUGAUGUGAUUCAUACGGAGAACAAGCUCAUGCUUGUGUUCGAGUAUAUGGAUAAGGAUCUGAAGAAGUACAUGGAUACGCGAGGCGACCGAGGCCAGCUGGACCACGCCACGAUCAAGUCAUUCAUGCACCAGCUCCUCAAGGGCAUCGCCUUUUGUCAUGAGAAUCGGGUUCUCCAUCGAGACCUCAAGCCUCAGAAUCUCCUCAUUAAUAAGAAGGGUCAGCUCAAGUUGGGCGACUUCGGCCUGGCCCGUGCUUUUGGCAUCCCUGUCAACACCUUCUCCAACGAAGUGGUGACACUGUGGUAUCGUGCUCCGGACGUGCUGUUGGGCAGCAGAACGUAUAACACGAGCAUUGAUAUCUGGUCGGCGGGAUGCAUCAUGGCAGAAUUGUAUACCGGCCGGCCUCUGUUCCCCGGGACGACCAACGAGGAUCAACUGCAGAAGAUCUUCCGUCUGAUGGGCACACCUUCGGAGCGUUCGUGGCCCGGCAUCUCACAGCUACCGGAGUACAAACCGAAUUUCCACGUCUAUGCGACACAAGAUCUGGGACUUAUUCUGCCUCAGAUUGACCCCCUCGGGCUCGAUCUGCUGAAUCGAAUGCUUCAAUUACGGCCAGAGAUGCGCAUUAGUGCCGCGGACGCACUGCAGCAUCCUUGGUUCCAUGACCUACCUCAAUUACAGGCUCAGUUGCAGCAGCAACAACAACAACAGCAACAAGUAGCUGGAGGUUACGGAGGGAUGGUCCCACCACAGCAGGCAUACUAAAUGUGGCAGGGAAACACCCGAUCAAAUCGUCUCCUCUUACCUCUUUUUACCCCUGCUGAAUUCAUGUUUCCAAAGUGGGCACAAUGAGAUGCUGGUUAUAGGUUCACAUGCGGGAGCGUGGCGUUAUACCCGAAGAAGGACAUCAGUGCUAAUAUUGGCAGCUUUUGACGUUUUGAUAGCAUGUUUGGCUUUUGCAAAAGACAAAGGUAGUUGACUUGUAGGGCAUUGUGAAUAGCGUUUUGUGUUCUAUUUAAAGCUUUACCAACUUUCAAGUACUGUACUAACUGGUGUCUUUGAAGCGCCAGUAAACAGAUACGCUUAUUUUUGCUCCGAGGCGUUAUUGAUACGUAGACGUCGCAAAGCGCAAGCUGAAGAAAGAGGCCGCUAUGACCGGACAGCUGGGUGGUUUUUGAUAGCUUCGAAGUUUCGCCAACUCCUUGCAUGAUUAAGAGAAUCUGGUU